AACCGACACUGGUUCAAGCUAAACACUUUGUCUGUAUCCUCCCAGGCCCUCUCCUCUAGAUCUCCCUCCAACUACAAGGCCCGGUGUGUGUGCAAUUGCUUGCUUGCUCCCCCUUUGUUAACUUCCAUCCGCGAGUUGCACAAUGUCUUAUAAGAGAGCAAAGCCGAGGUCGGUUCUCAAAGUUGUUCAAAUCUUCAAUCCUACAGUCAUAAGAACGGAUGCUGCCAGCUUUAGGGAGCUCGUUCAGGAGCUAACUGGCAUGAAUUAUCAGCCGGCUAUAGCUAGACGAUCCGGAAAGCUGAGAUCAAGGUCCUUCCGCACCACCAAGCUCAUCCAAUCUAAUACUGCUGCUACCACUGUUAUCGAUGGCAAUCGUGAUCAAUCAGCAGCUCCAGCGUUCUCGGACGAGGCCGGGCUUGCUCCAUACAGUCCAAACUGGAGUGACAAGUCUUCUGAAGAGGAAACUAGCAGCAGCGGUGCCAACUUCGACGACAUGGACAUGGAUAUAAUCUCGGCCUUGCUGGAUUCUUCGCGGCCACUUCCAGAUUGCACCAUGCUUCCGCCCCUCAUUUACUGACAGUUUAUGGUCGAUGGGAUGGUUACCGUGUGAUCGUCCACGACAAAUUUUGUGAGCACUCCACUUGGAAGAACGACAUGUAAGAGAGAAAGAGAGAGGGAAGUGAACACUCUGUAAGAGGUGAAUGUAACGAAGUUCCAUUCACCCGGAGCAGGAACGAGUGAUAAACAGAGAGAAAGAGAGAACGCUCUGUGCGAGCUGAAUGUUAACAAAACUCUAUUCAUCCCGGAGCAAGGCAAAUAGCGUUUGCAGAUGUAAGCGAUCUAGGGUUCGAAUCGCGGUACCACUUUCCCUCCAUUUUCCCAGGAGCGCGAGAGCUUUGUUAAGUCGCAUGAUGUCAAUGGCGCCUAGCUAGGGUUCUUUCCAGAGGCCGGAGCACAGCACAGCAAAGCGAUCUGGCUGUGCGAUGGGGAUCCAGGGCCUUCUUCCGGCGCUCAAAUCCAUCACGACAUCGACGAAUGUGAAAGAGUACUCGGGCAUGAGGGUCGCUGUAGACACUUACUCGUGGCUGCACAAGGCCGCAUUUAGUUGUAGCAAGGACAUUUGCGAUGGUCGGGCGACAGCCAGCUUUCUGAACUACUGCAUGCACCGCGUGAAUCUCUUGCGACACCAUGGGAUCAAACCUUUGCUGGUUUUCGAUGGAGGCUCAUUGCCAAUGAAAGCCGAGCAAGAAGAAAAGCGCUCCAGAGCCAGGGAAGAGCAUCUAAAGCUCGCUCGUGAAUGCGAAGCAUCUGGAAAUCAUGCUGCAGCCUACGAUCACUAUCAAAAGGCAGUAGACAUUACUCCCGAAGUUGCGCACCAGCUUAUCCUGGUCCUUCGCAGAGAAAAUGUGGAAUACAUUGUCUCUCCGUAUGAAGCCGAUGCACAGAUGGCCUUUCUGGCACUGCGCGGUGUUGUCGACGCUGUAAUCACUGAAGACUCGGACCUGGUUGCGUACGGUUGUCCAAAGAUCCUUUUCAAAAUGGACAAGAAUGGUCAAGGUUUUGAGCUUCAGUAUGCUGACCUGGUGAAGAACAGGGACUUGAAUCUGACGAGUUUCACAAAGAGGAUGAUGCUGGAAAUGUGCAUCCUUAGUGGCUGCGACUACUUGCCAUCUUUGCAAGGCAUGGGAGUGAAAAGAGCUCAUAAUUUAAUCCGCAGAUUUCGAAGCUACGAGAAGGUGAUUAGACACUUGAAAUUUUCGGGCGUAAUGAUACCGAAGUCUUACGAAGAAGGCUUCAGAAAGGCAUUGCUUACUUUUUGUCAUCACCUUGUCUAUGAUCCUACGCAAGAUGAAUUGGUGCACCUUACUGAACUUCCCGCCGACUGCAGCGAAGAGGUGGAGUUUCUCGGACCAAAGCUUUCCCGAAGUCUCGUGCAGCAGAUUGUCCGAGGCGUCAUACAUCCGGAAACUCAUGCUCCACUUCAGCUUGCUGAGCCGCCACAGUCUUUAUGCGAAGAUAGAAAGCCAAUUGCAAAACAAAAAGAACAAAAGCGUCUCAACUUACCUGCGCAGAGGAAUGUGCUGACAAACUAUUUCAUUUCGAAGUCGGAGGCAUCAACACAGCAGUUCAAGGCUCCAAGAGCUUCAGACUCUCCUGAGAAAGCGGAAAUGGAAAGUGAGUCCCUUGUAGGUCGUGCGAGUUGUUUGAGCCCCAGGACACCAAAUUCGAGCCCUGACCGCCAUCAUGUUGUUCGUUUCACUUCCAACGAGGUGCAAUGUAGCUUGAAAAUAGAGGAGGAUACAAAAAUUCCUCAUGGCAACAAGAGAAUCUGCCUUGAAUAUGAGGAGGAAUCAAGCAACGACUCAGACUGUGAUAUGAGCCAAGAACAGUCUGCGCAGGUGUACUCGAUGCAGCAGCGAAGGUUUGUUGCACGGGGUAACUAUGUUGUUUCCAGGCCAUCGAACGUCAAUGACGAGAACGCAAUGCGGCAAGGAAUUAAGAAGGUUAGGAAGGCGGGAACUUCCAAGCCCUGCUCGAAGGCAAUGAGAGGUAAGAAGAGGUCUCCACCUGCGGAGGCAUCGCUUCCGAAGUUCAGCAGCAGUCUACUUGGUGUAAACAUGGAGAAAACCGCCACACUCUCUGCAAACGUCGACCAUACGCAGCGAUACUCAGCCAUUGCUCAAGAGUCGAUUGAAAAGUUUGUGCAGACGAUAUCCGCUUUUGCUCAUGGUGCUCGAGUGAGCGGGCUGCGCCGACCACCGCUGAAGAGCAACUUGACAAACAUCAACAGGGAGGAAGAUGGACUAUUUAACAAGGGCCUGGUAGCUAAUUUGUGGCAGCUAUAGGAACCGAGAGUCGAACCGAGGACCACUGGUCCUGCUAUAUAUAGAGCGACGCCUCUUUUGUAGUUUUAGGGCAGCAAUGUGCAAAGCAAUGGGAGGGUACCUGAUCAAAGGCAAGGAGAACGUUGCGUCGGUGAGGCGCGCGGCAUCGUCCAACGCCUCUCCUCUCGCGGACAACGGGCAGUCGAGGAGGUGCGCAACAAUUCCAACAACCAGGCAAGCGCAAGCUGGGGGCGGGUGUGACACGAGUGACCUGUGCGGCGAUGGCGUCCUUGACAUGGAUUGCUCGCAGCCGAGCAGCAGCAGUAGCAGCAGCUGCCACUGGAUGGACAAUGGGCCUGACCUGCUGAGAAAGCGAGGGCUCCAAGGCGGCGAGGCUGGUGGUCCAAGGGCAUGGAAGAGGAGGAGGGUUGCGACGCUGAACAAGAGGCGGGGCCACAGGGACGAAGAGGGUGGUGGUGGGAAGCGCGCAAAGACGACGGCAACAACAAGACCACCUUGGUGGAAUGCGAGCGAGCGAGACGAGGAGCGAGCCAAGAAGAGGCAAAAGGUCGUGGACAAGAAGAGGAAGCGGUGCGAGCAAGGAGGGGAGAGCAGCAUUGGCGUCAAGGCCGGCUUUGGCGAUCCAAGUGCCGCCCAAAUCCAAAUCCAAAUCCAAAUCCAGCAGCACCGUUUUGCUCAGGCGCUGCUUUUGUAGAAAUUCGUUAUCUUGUUUUUAUAAAGUGGAGUGCAUGCUUUAUUAAAUCAAA
Selaginella moellendorffii is the source of this 3592-nucleotide messenger RNA. RefSeq names its product exonuclease 1. Bases 984 to 2846 code for a protein of 620 amino acids. Gene Ontology annotation, molecular function: 5'-flap endonuclease activity; DNA binding; 5'-3' DNA exonuclease activity. The transcript has 15 exons. The record is from RefSeq and is a predicted model, not a curated record. Lineage: Eukaryota; Viridiplantae; Streptophyta; Lycopodiopsida; Selaginellales; Selaginellaceae.